Molecule: messenger RNA, 5411 nt
Organism: Pelmatolapia mariae (spotted tilapia)
Lineage: Eukaryota; Metazoa; Chordata; Actinopteri; Cichliformes; Cichlidae
Gene: adcy5
Product: adenylate cyclase 5
Exons: 21
Coding region: 1072-4662 (1196 amino acids)
Biological process (GO): cAMP biosynthetic process; intracellular signal transduction; adenylate cyclase-activating G protein-coupled receptor signaling pathway
Cellular component (GO): plasma membrane
Molecular function (GO): adenylate cyclase activity
Source: RefSeq, a predicted model, not a curated record
CCGAGCGGAUUGUCCGAGGCGCCGGGAGCGCACUUUUGCACCGGUUAGUCACUUUGCGAAAUGGCCGUGCGCAGGAGGAGUGUCGCUGCAAACCAAGUCGGGGGGUGGGGGGGUCGCUCUUCAGGGAUUUGAACAGUGAUGGGCAGCUGUUGGACAUUGAUUUGGCGCAGCGGCUGACGGUGAAUUGAACAGUGCGGUAACGCGGGUUUGUUUUUUUUAACCAUGGACGGAGAAGCUGUCUUUUGUGGCUGUCAGAUGAGGAGAAGGAGGAGGAGCGGCUGAGUUCUCCUCUCUGCUCAGUGCAAGUGUGAGAGAAUCGUGAUGCUGAUUUUUGGCCAAACGUGAGGCUCCCCCGCCGCUGCCGAGCAGGCUUCAGUGUUCGCUCAGUACAGGUGCAUCAGGAUUUGAGUGGACGUGAUCAGACCCGUCAACAUGGCAUUCACCUUCAUAUCGCAUCCCACCUCCGUCUUUUCCGCCUGCAAACCGCUGACAAGGAUACAGGAAACGUGUCUGCACAUAUAACGGAUUCGAAUUGGCCAAUUGAUGCUGCUGCUUGCACUAUGAUCUCUGGGGAACUAUCCGAGUUGUGUAAUGGUUUUAUUCCAUUUGCAGCGCGUGCCCUGCAACCUCCGUGGAUGAUGGCUAAUUGGGCCCAAUGAUGUAGAGCCAAAUCCACCUGGAUCUAAUGUUCCCUCCUCUCGUGGCUCCCUUGUGACUUUUUGCGCAUGUUCAAUUGUUUUUUUUAAUUCCCAGAGCUUUUCACUACUCUCGGCUAUUGCUUUUGGUGAUUUCAUUUUAUUUCUAAAGGCUUUUAAGGACGACUGUUUGCUUCUGAAAGUGGCGAUUAAACUGACUGCUAACUUUACAUUUUACAUUCAAAGCCCUCAGGCUGUCUGAAGCGUGAUCAGCUAUGGAAAGUUCAGCUAAUAAAAGACAUUUAAUGCGCCUCAUCCUUGGGACUAAAUAGUUCCCUUCCCUCUUUUAAGUGGAACAAAACUUCAUUUUCCCUCCCCUGUCUCGUAUAGGCUAUUUGUUUAGAUAACAUUCUGUCACUGCAUCCACUUUUCCACUAUGUCCAGAUCAAACAGUGUCAGCCCACCCGGAAUCGGUGCGCCCGGGUUGAGGGGAGGGACCGAGCACAGAUCAGCUUGGGGAGAGUCUCAGUCUGUGGCCAACGGGUGCCCAUACUCAGCAAGAUCUCCGCGCAGAAAGCUCACCCGGACCAACAGCCGGUGGACGGAGGAGGAUGAUCUGGACCACCGGCCGCCCGGGCGAGCCUCCACGACCGUCAGCAGGGUCAGCUUCAGGUCCAGGUCGGCUUGGCAGGACCAUGGAGAGGAGAGCCGAGACAACAACCGCGCGUCAUCUAAACGUCCAGACGGCGAGGUGAGACCCAAGUCCGUGGAGCUGGGUCUGGAAGAGCGGAGAGCCAAGCCGAGGACCGACGAGGAAGAGGUCAUGCCCGAAGUAAACUUUUCCUUCGUGGCGUGCUGCACCAGCGUCAUGCACAUUUUCAAAUCCAAAAAAUUCCAGUCGGAGAAGUUGGAGCGGCUCUACCAGCGCUACUUUUUCCGUCUCAACCAGAGCAGCUUGACUAUGCUCAUGGGCGUACUUGUGCUGGUGUACACGGUCAUGUUGGGCUUUCACUGCUCCGGUGGGAGAUCGGGACCGAGCGUAACGUACGUGGUGGUAUUUUCUGUGGCCAUCUUCCUCACGCUCGUGCUCAUGGUAAUCUGCAACAGGAACGGAUUUCACCAGGACCACAUGUGGGUCGUGUGCUAUGUGGUCAUCCUGAUGGUGUUGGUGAUCCAGGUGAUCGGAGUACUGCUCGUACGGCCCAGAAGUGCCUCGGAGGGGAUCUGGUGGACCGUGUUCUUCAUCCAUGUCAUCUACACUCUGCUUCCCGUCAGGAUGCGCGCUGCGGUCAUCACUGGAGUUAUUCUUUCCGCCAUCCACGUGGCCAUUUCUUGGAUGUUAAACGAAACGGACAGCUUUCUGUGGAAACAGAUCGUGUCCAACGUGCUGAUCUUUUCCUGCACCAACAUCGUGGGCGUGUGCACCCAUUACCCUGCUGAGGGUUCCCAGAGGCAAGCCUUUCAGGAGACCAGGGAAUGCAUCCAGGCUCGCCUCCACUCCCAGAGGGAAAAUCAGCAGCAGGAACGUCUGCUGCUCUCAGUGCUUCCUCGCCAUGUUGCCAUGGAGAUGAAAGCUGACAUAAACGCCAAGCAGGAAGACAUGAUGUUUCACAAGAUCUACAUCCAAAAGCACGACAACGUCAGCAUCUUAUUUGCGGACAUUGAGGGUUUCACCAGUCUGGCAUCGCAGUGCACAGCACAGGAGCUGGUGAUGACUCUCAAUGAACUGUUCGCCCGCUUUGACAAGUUGGCAGCGGAGAACCACUGUCUGCGGAUCAAGAUUUUGGGAGACUGCUACUACUGUGUGUCUGGUCUGCCGGAGGCGAGGGCCGACCACGCCCACUGCUGUGUGGAGAUGGGGCUGGACAUGAUAGAGGCUAUCUCGCUGGUACGGGAGGUGACUGGGGUAAACGUCAACAUGCGAGUGGGCAUCCACAGUGGCAGAGUGCACUGUGGGGUGCUGGGGCUCAGGAAGUGGCAGUUUGAUGUCUGGUCCAACGAUGUCACGCUAGCAAAUCAGAUGGAAGCUGGGGGCAAAGCAGGGCGCAUCCAUAUAACUAAAGCCACUCUGAAUUACCUGAAUGGGGACUAUGAUGUGGAACCGGGAACAGGAGGAGAAAGAAAUGCCUACCUGAAGAAGCACAACAUAGAAACCUACCUCAUUGUGGGCUGCAGUCAGAAAAGGAAAGAGGAAAAGGCCAUGAUUGCCAAAAUGAACCGGCAGAGGACCAACUCUGUCACCCACAACAGUGGACACUGGACCGACCGUCCCUUUUACAACCAUUUAGGUGGAAACCAGAUCUCCAAAGAUUUGAAGAGGAUGGGCUUUGAAGACCCCAAAGACAAGCAUUUUAUUUUCAGAAACACACAGGAAAACCUAAACCCAGAGGACGAGGUGGAUGAGUUUCUGGGCCGGGCCAUCGACGCGCGCAGCAUCGACCGUCUGCGCUCGGAACACGUCAAGAAAUUCCUGCUCACCUUCAGAGAGCCUGACCUGGAGAAAAAGUACUCCAAACAGGUGGACUCCAGGUUUGGGGCUUAUGUGGCCUGCGCCUCCCUCGUCUUUCUCUUCAUCUGCUUCAUCCAGAUUGUCAUCGUGCCACCCUCCAGACUGAUGAUCGGCUUCUUCAUCACCUGUCUCAUUAUCCUGACGGCUGUUAUGUUCGUCUCAGCUGUGUACUGCUGUUUUGGGAUCUUCCCAGUGCCUCUGCAGACACUCUCUAAGAGAAUAGUUCAGUCUAGACUAAACAGCACCUUGGUUGGUGUCUUCACCAUCAUCAUCGUCUUUCUUUCUGCUUUCGUCAACAUUUUCACGUGCAGCAGCCAUGACCUGUGGAGUUGCAUCAAAGCACAGCACAACAUCAGCCUGGACGGUGUCAAUGCCUGCCAUGCUUACUUCCUCAACUACACCCUGGACACACAACACAGCCCCUGUGGACAUGAUGGCCUCAUCUGCAGCUUUCCUGAGUACUUCUCGUCCUGCGUGCUGCUGAGCCUGCUGGCCUGUUCCGUCUUCCUGCAGGUCAGCAGCAUCGGUAAGCUCUUCCUCAUGCUCUUCAUCGAACUGCUUUACCUUCUCAUCAUGGAGGUGCCCAAAGUGAGCCUCUUUGACAACCAGGACCUGCUGGUCAUGGCCAAUGCCAUCAACAGCGCUGAGCCCAUGAAUGGAACAAGGUGUGGAGUAGACAAGGUGCCUCUAAAGAUCAUGACUCCAGUGGUGAUCACAGUCUUCGUCCUUGCCCUGUACCUUCACGCCCAGCAGGUGGAGUCAACAGCAAGGCUUGACUUCCUGUGGAAACUGCAGGCCACAGAGGAAAAGGAGGAGAUGGAGGAAUUGCAAGCCUACAACCGCCGUCUACUCCACAACAUCCUUCCCAAAGACGUGGCUGCUCACUUCCUGCAGCGGGAACGUCGGAACGAUGAGCUCUACUACCAGUCGUGCGAGUGUGUUGCAGUUAUGUUUGCCUCUAUUAGUAAUUUUUCCGAGUUCUAUGUAGAGUUGGAGGGCAACAACGAGGGAGUGGAGUGCCUGCGACUGCUUAAUGAAAUCAUCGCCGACUUUGAUGAGAUCAUCAGCGAGGAUCAGUUCCGCCAGCUGGAGAAGAUCAAGACUAUCGGCUCCACAUACAUGGCAGCCUCCGGCCUCAAUGACUCCACAUAUGACAAGGUCGGGCGGUCACACAUCCGUGCUCUCGCUGACUACGCCAUGAGGCUGAUGGACCAGAUGAAAUACAUCAAUGAACACUCCUUUAACAACUUCAAGAUGAAAAUAGGUCUUAACAUCGGCCCGGUGGUGGCUGGGGUGAUCGGGGCCAGGAAACCUCAGUACGACAUCUGGGGGAACACUGUAAAUGUGGCGAGUCGCAUGGACAGCACAGGUGUACCAGAGAGAAUCCAGGUGACCCCAGAACUGCACCAGGUACUGAGCUCUUAUAACUACACACUGGAAUACAGAGGAGUGGUCACAGUCAAGGGCAAAGGAGAGAUGAUGACCUACUUCCUCACCAGUGGACCUUCCAGCAGUUAACCCACACUAAGUGACAGACACAUAGGGGGUUACACGCCUUACGACAUAAAAGCAGGCUUAGGGUGGACUGAGAUUGAACUUUUCUCACAGCACUGAACCCUUCUGAAACCUGAGGCCAUAAAGGAUGGGGAAAAUUUUCAUCCCAACGCCCAGCCUGUGGGGGAGCCGAUGAGUCGGAGAAGCCUUGCUACGAGUCAGCCGAUGAGACCAAAGAUGUCCAGUCAGAGCAUAAAGACAGAUUGUUGGCCAGCUGUGCGAGUCUGGGUCCUGAAGGAAAAAUGGUCAAUAAGAAAUUUGAUUUGCUUCAAUCAGCCGUAAUUUUCCGAUGGGUUUUUGGACACACCUGCGGGAGGACAUAAGCUGCAUUACCUCUUCUCUUUCGCUCUGCCUUGCUCCUGCUGAAGUAUAUACAGUAUGUACAUGUAAAACACAGACAGUUUUAUGUGUAUGUACAGAAUUUCACGUAUGGUUUGUAAAACCUUUGGUCCAUGUUGUGAUGCAGGUAUGAAUCUCUCAAGUAUGGACACUAAGCCAGCACUGCAGCACUAUCCGUCCUUGUGUCAUUAUCUAAUCACAUUGGUAACUAACAGAUUCAUGGAGGAGAUGGUCUUUAUUGCUGAAGAGUGUCCUACAGGUAACCGGGUUUUCUGAGAUUAUAUGAAUUUCCUUUUAUAACAGAAAGAAAACGCUGCACAGUGUUUACAGAAAGCUUCCCGCCAGAUGUGCAAUAUCACAACCUCAGUAGUAUC